AUGGCCAAUGAAGAGGGGUGGAUUCCCAUUGUCGAAGAAGACUCGGUUGGUCGUCGAAGCGUGCCAGAUCAGAGGAGCGGUGGUUUUGAUCCACUGACUGGAGUCUACCACUCCCUCCUUCAACUUGAUAAACAUCAACAAAUCCCAACUAGGCCUGACCUUGACACAGCCACAUUUGUGCUAUCACAAUUCCCACAAGCAGACCAAGCCGAGUCACGAGUUGCACUUAUUGACUCGGCUACUAACCACCGAAUCACUUAUGCCGAGAUGCACCGCUCAAUCAACAAGCUUGCCUCUGGCUUGUACCAUGGGCUUGGAGUCCAGAAAGGUGAUGUCGUUUUCAUCCUGUCCCCAAACUCACUCUUAUAUCCAAUUAUGUGUCUCGCUGUACUCUCCGUUGGAGCAGUUCUUACCACAGCCAACUCACUCAACACCGAGUCAGAAAUCGCCAAGCAAGUACAUGACUCGGGUGCCAAACUUGCCAUUGCUUCCCCGGAAGAGAUACACAAAAUACUCCCUACUGGAGUGCCAACGCUUCUCACUUCACGUCCGAAAGAUGACAGUGCACUUUCCAUUGAAGAGCUGAUUGAUAGCAGUGAACCACUAAAUGUGCCACAAGCCCGGCCAGCUCAGUCUGAUACCGCAGCAAUCUUAUACUCUUCAGGGACUACUGGAAAAAGCAAAGGUGUGCUACUAACACAUGGAAACAUCAUAUCUAUCAUGACACUACUCAGAUGGUCCGUGGACAUAUCAUCGUCUCAAAAUGAUGUGUUCCUCUGCUUCAUACCCAUGUUCCACAUCUACGGUCUUGCAUUUUUCGCCUUGGGAUUGUUUUGUGCGGGUAUUACCACUGUGCUGAUGCCAAGAUUUGACUUCCAAGACAUGCUCAAAGCAAUCCAAACUCAUAAGGUUAAUAAUAUUGCAGCAGUUCCACCAGUGAUACUUGGCCUAGUCAAGUAUAAUACAGGUGGAUAUGACCUGUCCUCACUGAGAAGGGUGGGCUCGGGGGCAGCACCACUGAGCAAAGAGGUGGCAGAUGGGUUCAGAGAGAAGUUUCCAUGGGUUGAGCUAAGGCCAGGCUAUGGGUUAACUGAGACUAGUGGUGGAGCAACAUUCUUUCCUUCCAAUGAACAAGCUAAGGCUCGUUUGGGCUCAUCAGGAAUGUUGAUUCCAAGCUUUAGUGCUAAGGUGGUAGAUUUUGAGACUGGAGUGGCAUUACCACCUUAUAGGGAAGGGGAGUUGUGGUUGAAGAGCCCUGCCGUAAUGAAAGGGUAUUUGGGAAAUGAGGAAGCGACAACUGCGACCAUUGACCCAGAUGGGUGGCUGAAAACUGGAGAUCUUUGUUACUUCGACGGAGAUGGAUUUCUAUACAUCGUUGAUCGGAUAAAGGAGCUUAUCAAGCACAAUGGAUAUCAGGUGGCACCAGCAGAACUGGAAGCACAACUUCUGACUCAUUCCCAGAUUCUUGAUGCAGCUGUUAUACCACUUGAAGAUGAAGAAGCAGGACAGAUACCAAUGGCAUAUGUGGUGAAAGCAGCUGGUUCUGAACUCACUGAAGUCCAAGUUAUUCAAUUUGUUGCUGGCCAGAAAAGAAUUACUCCUGGCAAGGGACAUAACUGUAUACAGCAGGGACCAGAUAACAUCGUACCAGUAAGCUAG
Messenger RNA from Ilex paraguariensis (yerba mate), 1659 nucleotides. The record is from the annotation of a GenBank genome assembly. NCBI's taxonomy places the organism in Eukaryota, Viridiplantae, Streptophyta, Magnoliopsida, Aquifoliales, Aquifoliaceae.